Elaeis guineensis (African oil palm) is the source of this 1495-nucleotide messenger RNA. Its product is annotated as aquaporin NIP1-1. Lineage: Eukaryota; Viridiplantae; Streptophyta; Magnoliopsida; Arecales; Arecaceae. The record is from RefSeq and is a predicted model, not a curated record. Gene Ontology annotation, molecular function: channel activity. Gene Ontology annotation, cellular component: membrane. Gene Ontology annotation, biological process: transmembrane transport.
AGCCAAAUUUAGGCCUUCACGCCUUCGAAGCGACUCCCCACCGCUGAGCCUCUUUUCCUCAAUUCCUCACUCCGCCACUCCGGUCCAUUCCUUCGGCUAAGAAUACGAGAUAUAGCGGCCAAUCCAGAGAGCGAAGAAAAAGAAUAUAAAAAAACUAAAGAAGAAAACGGGAGCCGAGAAAGCGUACGACUUCCACUAGGUCUUCUCCCACUCCCUCCUUUCCGGGCCUCCAACUGACGAUAAAUAGACGCCCAACUCGAAGGGUUCUCCCUUGUCCUUGGAGUUGCUCUCAGUGUCUCUCUUGGGCUUGGUGUGAGUGUGUGAGAGAGGGAGAGAGAUGCCAGGAGGUAGAGAGAAUUCGACUGGUGAAAACGGGACGCGGGAGAGAUCUAUGGAGGAGGGAACCGCUGGGUUUCCAGGGGAAGAAGAGCGUUCUGUUCCAGGCCAUGGCUUGGGUCUCUCUUUUCCUUUCUUCCAAAAGAUCAUCGCCGAAGUGUUUGCGACCUACUUCUUGAUCUUCGCCGGCUGUGCCUCAGUGACAGUGAAUCUAAGCAAGGGCACCAUUACACUCCCUGGCGUAGGCAUUGUGUGGGGGCUGGUGGUCAUGGUUAUGAUCUACUCUGUCGGUCACAUCUCCGGAGGCCAUUUCAAUCCUGCCGUCACCAUUGCCUUCGCUACAUGUCGGAGGUUUCCAUGGAAGCAGGUGCCGGUAUACGUAGCAGCUCAAUUGCUGGGAGCGAUCCUUGCAAGUGGUACACUGCGGUUGCUGUUUGGAGGGAAACAUGAGCUCUUUCCAGGAACGAUUCCGACUGGUUCAGAUAUGCAGUCCCUGGUGCUUGAGUUCAUCACCACCUUCUACCUCAUGUUUGUGAUAUCCGGAGUAGCCACCGACAACAGAGCGAUUGGAGAACUGGCAGGAAUAGCAGUUGGAGCUACCAUCCUACUAAAUGUGAUUAUUGCCGGCCCUAUAUCGGGAGCAUCGAUGAACCCAGUGAGGAGUCUAGGCCCUGCAAUUGUGGCUAACCGGUACAAGAGCAUUUGGGUGUACAUAGUUGGGCCUACUUGUGGUGCGGUGGCAGGAGCAUGGGCGUACAACGUCAUCCGCUUCACCAACAAGCCCUUGCGCGAGAUCACCAAGAGUGGCUCAUUCCUUAAAAGCUUGGGCAGGAACGACUCCAACUAAGACGUAUAGCUCUAGGCAAAGAAAUAUUAUUGUAUCCAUUAGAUCCUCCUAUUAGUAUAUACGGAAAGAGACUCUUAGCAGUAGCGUGUGAUGCAAGUUGGUCCAUGGAAGGAGACUGUUUGAAACUAUAUGUUUUCUUCAAUCUGUCGCUUUCUAUGAAUAGAUCUCUGGUUGAAUGUGGAACAAUUCUCAUAUUCCUUGCAAGCCACAUUACUAUGAGGUGUGAUUGUGAGAGAAUAUUUCUAAAUGUCAUGUAGAAUGCUACUGGCUAUUAAGAAGACCAUCUGUAUGGAUAUAGGUCGGUUUGAAGGU